This is a messenger RNA of Zasmidium cellare ATCC 36951, 1674 nucleotides long. RefSeq lists its product as uncharacterized. Gene Ontology annotation, biological process: proteolysis. Gene Ontology annotation, molecular function: serine-type carboxypeptidase activity. The record is from RefSeq and is a predicted model, not a curated record. The coding region runs from base 1 to 1674 and encodes 557 amino acids. NCBI's taxonomy places the organism in Eukaryota, Fungi, Ascomycota, Dothideomycetes, Mycosphaerellales, Mycosphaerellaceae. Gene Ontology annotation, cellular component: fungal-type vacuole. The transcript is spliced from 4 exons.
AUGAGAUUUUUACAUUCCCAGGCGGCCGCCGCCAUCUCCUUCGCAUCUCUCGUCACCAGCCAAUUUGUCUCACCGCCUACGAACCUCAGCGUCUCAAAGGGUUUUCUGGACAUACCCGUGCGUUGGACAGAGGUCCCACCAGGCAUCUGCGAGCUCACGCAGGGCGUGAAGUCCUACAGCGGCUACGUUGAUGUUUCCGAGCGAGACCACCCCAGAGUCGCCCCGUUGACGGUCUUCAUCAACGGUCGACCUGGUUCUAGCUCGAUGGAGAGUCUUUUCCAGGAAAAUGGGCCUUGCUCGCUGCCGAACGAUCGGGCUGAUGUUGUGUUCAACAAGUACUCUUGGAGCAACGUUUCAAACAUGCUGUACAUCGACCAACCCGUGCAAGUCGGCUUCUCCUACAACGUCGCCGUGCCCGGCUAUCAAGCAGAGGGAGCGGACAGCGGCGAUGGAGACAACUACAAUGGAACCGUUCCCCUGCCGGGCAAUAGUUGUCCAGACUACGCACCCUACGGAUCUUGUGCCACCUUCUCGAGCCCGAACAUCAGCGAGACAUCCAAUUCCACCAGAGCCGCCGCGCCCUUGAUGUGGAAGACGCUCCAAGGCUUCUUGGGAGCAUUCUCGAGGUUUCAGAACUCCAAGUUCAACUUCGCUACGGAGAGCUACGGAGGCCAUUAUGGGCCAAUCUUCAUGGAAUAUCUCGUUGCUCAAAAUGACCUGAUCAGGUCUGGUGACCUCCCCGGUGCACACUUUAUCAACCUACGCACACUCCUCAUCGGCAACGGUUGGUACGAUCCGAUCGUCCAUCGUGAGGCAUACUACAACUUCACUGUGUCUCCCGGCAACACCUAUGAUCUCUCCCCCUUCAACGAGACAACUCAGAAGAUGCUGUACGACGCUCUGUACGCUCCAGGGGCCUGCCUUGACUUGGUACGGGAUUGUAGAAGAACGCAGCGAGACGAUGUCUGCGCUUUCUCGGACAACUUCUGCAUCCAGACCGUCGACAAUUCGCUCUCAAACUAUGGCAACCGGGAUAUCGACGACAUCCGCGAGUUGAUGCCGGAUCCAUUCCCGUACGAACGCUAUGUGCUCUAUCUCAACACCGAAAGCGUCCAACGAGCGUUGGGUGUAUUUGUCAACUAUACGGUGACGUCCGGCACGUCAUAUCUGGCAUUCGCAAGCACGGGAGACGACAGCAGAGAAGCUGGUACUGUCGAGGCUGUCGAAAAUCUCAUCAAGCGAGGUGUCUACGUCGUACAAUACGCAGGCGAUGCAGAUUACGACUGCAGCUGGAUAGGCGGCGAAGUGAUCGCGGAGCAAGUCGGUGCUGGAUCGGUGCCGCUAUACCAAUCUGCUGGUUAUGCAAACCUUUCCACGACGGACGAUGUGGUCCAUGGCCAGGUGAAGCAGGCUGCCAACUUUGCUUUCAUCCGCAUCUAUGAGUCGGGCCAUUUAGUACCCUUCUAUCAACCCCUUGCGGCGCUGGAAAUGUUCGAGCGAGCCAUCAAUGGCAGGGAUAUUGAGACAGGACGGAUAAAUAUCACGCAAAGCUACUCUACGAACGGUACCACGAGAAGCGAGUAUAGAGAGGGUAACAGCACUGUUCAGUUCAAGCCUGUCUCGUUACUUGCGACAUUCAACACCACGACCAACGAGCCGAACCCGGAGAGGUGA